Vigna angularis (adzuki bean) is the source of this 1426-nucleotide messenger RNA. RefSeq names its product protein PIN-LIKES 3. The coding region runs from base 82 to 1293 and encodes 403 amino acids. The transcript has 10 exons. Lineage: Eukaryota; Viridiplantae; Streptophyta; Magnoliopsida; Fabales; Fabaceae. Gene Ontology annotation, cellular component: membrane. Gene Ontology annotation, biological process: endoplasmic reticulum to cytosol auxin transport. The record is from RefSeq and is a predicted model, not a curated record.
UGCUCAUCAUUACUGGUCUUGGCACCUUUCUUGCUCUCCACCGCUUUAAUAUACUCAGGGAGAGUGCUAGGAAGCAUUUGAAUGCAAAUCAUAAUGUCAUUGACAAAAAUGUUUUGGCUUCAUGCUUUUUCUUAUCUUGAUGGAACAAAGGGUAAAGGAGAGAGGACAUUAUUUGGUAACUCACAACUAAGUGAAUUUUUUUCACAGCUGGUAUACUUUGUCUUCACACCGGCUCUGAUUUGCAGCAUCCUGGCUAAAACUAUAACAUUUAAGAGCCUGGCUAUGGUGUGGUUCAUGCCAUUGAAUAUUCUUUUGACGUUUAUCAUCGGGACAGCACUGGGAUGGUUGUGUUUGAAAAUAACAAAAGCAGCUCCUGAUAUGCAAGGCCUUGUGUUGGGGUGUUGUGCUGCAGGAAAUCAAGGCAAUAUGCCUCUCAUCAUAAUUCCAGCAGUCUGCAAGGAAAGUGGUAGUCCUUUUGGAGCUGUAAAUGUUUGUAAUACAAAAGGGAUGUCAUAUGCCUCUCUGUCCAUGGCAAUAUCAAACAUCUACAUUUGGACUUUUGUGUACCAAAUUAUCCGCGUAUAUUCGUGCCGGAAUUUUAAUGUGAACAAGGUUGAUAGUCCCACAGUAGGUCCAGUGUCAGCAAUCGAAGCAGAUCUCGAAAACCAUUCAAGUACACCAGAGGUUACUGCACCACAGACCAAUGAUCUUGUCACUCCAUUUAAAACUGAUACGGUAUCAAAAGAAAAGCAGAUUACUAAACCAUUAAGAACAUUAGUGAAAAGGCUCAAUUUGAAGAUUCUAUUAGCACCUCCAACAUUGGGAUCGUUUGUAGGACUAAUAAUUGGUGUAGUUCCUCCUUUCAAAAAGAUGUUUGUUGGUGAUGAUGCUCCUUUUCGUGUGGUCGAAGACUCUGCAUCCAUGCUGGGGGACGCAUGCAUUCCAGCAAUGACUUUGUUAGUCGGAGCAAAUCUUCUAAAUGGGCUAAAACGUUCAGGACUGAAGCCUUCAGUUCUUGUGGGGAUCAUCGUGGUUAGAUACAUUGCCUUACCAAUUUUUGGUGUUUUCAUUGUAAAAGGUGCAAUUCGUUAUGGUAUUAUCCACCAAGAUCCAUUAUACCACUUUAUUUUACUCCUUCAAUACGCUCUUCCACCUGCAAUAAGCAUAAGUACAAUCACUCAAUUAUUUGGAGCCGGUGAAACAGAAUGUUCAAUUGUUAUGCUAGUAACCAAUGUCUGUGCCUCGUUCACUCUCACACUAUGGUCCACAUUUUUCAUGUGGCUUGUUCUAUAAAUGUAUUUACUUUCUUUACCCUGUCAAACAACUUAAACGUUAUUCAGUCAAUUAGGUUUAGUGGGAUGUACAAUUAAUUCCUAGCUGCUUCACUUUGUACCAAAUUUCUUCAGUCAUUAUACGCAUUAUGUCA